GCGUCUAAUCUUCUGGCAUAACUAAAGUCUCGACUAUUACUCUGCCUUAUCAUUCUCUCUUCUCCCUUUAACUUAAUACUCAACAUCAUAUAACCUAUUUAUUUUGUGGUGUUGUAUUUCUUUUUCCAGUACUUUAUUCUCUCGACUCCAUUAACAGAGUGCUACGAUAGUAGAGAUAGAGCGUAAAGGAUGUCCACAGAAGAAGAGGAGAAUAUCCCCAACCGCUCGCCAGAAAUGUUGGCUACGGCCAAUAACUCAUUCGUAGAAGAUCCGAAUAAAGUAGCUGCAGCAGUUGUCGAUGAAGCGGAUUUUCAUGAUGCACCCUCAUCCAGUCCAACCAUGAUGCCUACUGAUAUCAGUCAAACGCCUCUUGAGGACAACCGAGUGGCCGAUGAGCAACAACCAAUAUCUUCGCGUCCAACGAAUCCAUCUACUUCUGCCGUUACACUACCAAAAGAAGAAUUUGCUGAGAUUCGUGCCUAUUUUGCAAAUAUAGAGUCAGAUGCCGGUCCAGUAGAAGCAGUAGUCAACGAUACCAUUGAAAUAAAGCCGUCAACAUCAUCUGAACCAGCGGACGCGCCUACACGGUCCAUACUACCGCAACUGACCGCUUCAGAAGGUCAAAUAAUGAUGGAGGGGAAAAAAGCCCGACGCCCAAGCAGCCGAGCCACUUUAGAGUCUUUUUCUACUUCAGAUGUUCUUGACGUGGAUGUAUCGGCCACUGUGUUGGAAACGGACGACAGCCGUUACAUGACGUAUGCUUCUUCUGCAGAAGACAUGCUUGCCUUACUCGAGGCUCGUAAAUACUCGAACCAAAUACAGAUGAAGAACACAAUGGCACAAAGUUCAGGCGCAUCCUCUGUACGCAGUAGCAUUCUAGUGGACAAAAAGAAUAGAGCAUCCGCUGCUUUCCUGGCACCUGAAUUGAUCAAUCCACUGGAAGGCUACACGUCCACCACAACGGAACCCGCGGAUUAUCCGGCAUGGGGUCCACACGACUGUUUACCUGUGACACUGGAAGAGAUAGAUGCCGUUUUCAAUGACAUGGCCCACACGUUUGGGUUCCAAAGAGAUAAUAUUCGCAAUAUGAGUGAGCAUUUGAAGGUCAUGCUUGAUUCACGCGCGUCACGAUUAGCACCACAAAUCGCACUGGAUACUUUACACGCCGAGUAUAUCGGUGGGGAGCAUGCAAAUUAUCGCAAAUGGUAUUUUGCAGCGGAAAUGGAUGUGUAUGAUGCCACAGAAGAGGAAAAGGCACGGACAGCGUAUGCCACGCAAGGGCUCAAAUGGACGGAGCAAAUGCAAUUAAAACGUGCUCAAGCGCAAUGGGAUGAAUGUAUGCGCCAGUUAACCAAUAUGGAAAAGCUACAGCAUCUUGCGCUUUAUCUGUGUAUAUGGGGUGAAGCAGGCCCCCUCCGUUAUACGCCGGAAGCGCUUUGCUUCCUCUUUAAAGUGGCUUCUGAUCACUACUUUUAUUUAAAGAGGGCACCUGCCGAUGAAGAAGACCCCAACGCCAGCGCAGCCAUGCCCGAAGGUGCGUUUUUGGAUACACUCAUCACGCCCUUUUACCAUUUUUUCAGAGAUCAGAUGUACAAAGUUCACAAUGGAAAGUAUUUAAAGCGAGAACGGGACCAUGACAAAGUGAUAGGCUAUGACGACGUCAAUCAGUUCUUUUGGCACUUUACCUGCCUCGAUAGAAUACGGCUACCCGCUGCUCAGCAGCAGGAUACCAAAACAAAAUCAGCGCGUCAACAGCAGUCCUCCAUCGGCCAACUACCAGCCCACCAGCGUUAUGCGGCCUUGAAGGAUGUCGAUUGGAAAAAUACAUUUGAAAAAACGUACAAGGAAAAACGGUCUUGGAUGCAUGCCUCGAUCAACUUUGCUCGUGUGUGGGUCAUUCACAUUGUGACCUUUUGGUACUAUAUCAUGGCCAACGCCUAUCCUCUGUAUCUUCAUCCUGACCCAGAGAUGGCAGAGAAAGAAAAACCUGUACAAAUAUCCAUGGUGGCUCUCGGCGGUGUCGUAGCGUGUUUACUUUUCAUCAUUGGCUCCUGUGCUGAGCUGGCCUAUAUACCAUUCACGUGGCGUAAUGCAAAAUGUGUGCUACGGCGCAUGGGCUUUCUUGUUUUACUUGCAGUGAUCAAUGGAGGCCCUACCUACUAUUGUGUCUACAUGAAUAGGACGAGUCGGAUGUCUUUGCUUACUUCGGUUGCUCAACUGUUGGUGAGCGUGGCUACCACGCUUUAUCUGGCUGUGGUUCCCUCGGCGCGAUUGUUCAUGCGCAAAUCCAUGGUGACACGGGCUGAACUGGCCAAUGAGCACUUUACCGCCAGCUUUCCGUCUUUGAAACGGAUUGACCGUAUCAUGUCGAUUUGUUUGUGGGUAUGUGUCUUUGGAUGUAAACUACUCGAGUCCUAUUUCUUUUUAGCUCUUUCCUUCAAAGAUCCCCUCAAAGUGAUCAGCUCGAUGACCAUCACCCACUGCCAUAAGGAUGCGAUUGUGGGCCUUCUUAUCUGUGAGCACAUGCCACGUAUCACGAUUGUCCUCAUGUUGAUCAUGGAUAUGGUGCUGUAUUUCUUGGAUACGUAUCUUUGGUACGUCAUUUGGAACACUAUUUUUUCCGUGGCUCGAUCGUUCUACCUAGGCAUUUCGAUUUGGUCGCCGUGGAGAAACAUCUUUGCGAGACUGCCUCAGCGUAUUCAUGUCAAGCUGUUGGCGACGAAUGAUAUUCCUCUCAAGGUCAAGCCCAAGCUUUUAUGCUCUCAGAUCUGGAACGCGAUUGUGGUGACCAUGUACAGAGAACAUUUAAUCAGUGUCGAUCAUCUACAGCGAAUGCUUUACCAACAGGAAGUAGAUGCACUUCAUGGUCAACGUACUUUGAAAACGCCCGCGUUUUUUGUUUCGCAGGAAGAUACUUCCUUUAAAACAGAAUGCUUUCCUCAAAAUGGGGAGGCGGAUCGACGUAUUCGGUUUUUUGCUCAAAGUCUGACGACGCCGAUGCCUCAGCCUCAUCCUGUGGAAUGCAUGCCUACGUUUACCGUGCUGACGCCUCAUUACGGCGAAAAGAUAUUGCUCUCUCUCCGAGAGAUUAUCAAGGAAGAAGACAACAGUACGCGCAUUACUUUGCUUGAAUAUUUAAAAAAGCUCCACGGUGUGGAAUGGCAUCAUUUUGUGCAGGAUACAAAGAUGCUCGCGCAUGGCAGUGAAGAAGCCAUUCGAUUAGGCGCUAUCAUCGACAACAAUGACGGGGAACAGGAAGGGGAAAAGAACGAGGCCGCGGUCCAUAUAGGCGACAUAGGAGGCCAUCGACGCACAGACUCUCAAGUAUCCGCUGCUUCGACCGUGUUGACAGCCGCCACACUGUACAGCCGAAAAGAAGAGACGGCCAAAAAUGAUGAUGUCCCUUUUUAUUGUAUAGGUUUCAAACACGAUAAACCUGAAUUUACGCUGCGUACACGUAUAUGGUCUUCGCUCCGAGCUCAGACAUUGUACCGUACGGUGUCUGGUUUCAUGAACUACAAAAGAGCCAUUCAAAUUCUCUUUCGCGUCGAACGACCCGAUAUUGUGAAGCUGUAUGAAGACGACAAAAAGAAACUCAACCGUGAUCUGAAUCGCUUGGCGCACCGCAAAUUUCGGUUCCUCGUGGCGAUGCAACGUUAUGCUAAAUUCAGCCCAGCGGAAGCAGAAGAUGCCGAGCUUUUACUCAAGGCGUUUCCCCAACUGCAAAUAGCGUACAUUGACGAAGAAGAAGGAGAAGGAGGCGAGACCAUUUAUUAUUCUUGCCUGAUUGACGGGCUGUGUGAUUAUGUCGAGGGCAGCCAUGGGCUCAAACGUCAGCCUCGUUUCCGUAUCCGUCUCGCGGGCAAUCCUAUUUUGGGCGACGGUAAAUCUGACAACCAGAACCAUGCCAUUGUUUUCUAUCGCGGUGAAUUUUUGCAGUUGGUGGAUGCAAACCAAGACAAUUACCUGGAAGAAUGCUUGAAAAUACGAAAUGUGCUGAGCGAAUUUGAAAAUCUCGAACCGACGUCUACCUCACCGUACUCGACGCACUAUGAAAAAUCCAACAAGGCGCCGGUAGCGAUUGUGGGAGCGCGUGAGUAUAUCUUUUCCGAGAACAUCGGUGUGUUGGGCGAUGUAGCAGCGGGUAAGGAGCAGACGUUUGGUACGUUGACGCAACGUAUCAUGGCCAAGAUUGGCGGUAAACUGCACUAUGGCCAUCCAGACUUUUUAAAUGCGAUCUUUAUGACGACACGCGGCGGUGUAUCGAAAGCGCAAAAGGGGCUUCAUCUGAACGAAGACAUUUACGCUGGCAUGAACGCUUUUACGCGUGGUGGACGUAUCAAGCAUACCGAGUAUUUCCAAUGCGGUAAAGGACGUGAUCUCGGGUUUGGGUCCAUUCUUAACUUUACCACCAAGAUAGGGACAGGCAUGGGCGAGCAAAUGCUGUCACGAGAAUACUACUACAUCGGUACGCAAUUGCCUCUGGACCGUUUCUUGACGUUUUAUUAUGCUCAUCCUGGUUUCCACAUCAACAACAUUUUCAUCAUGAAGUCCGUGCAACUCUUUAUGCUGGUGAUUUUGUUUGUCACUGCCAUGGCGACGUCGUUGACGAUCUGUGAGUACAACCAGGACGCCCCGGAUGCGCCUCUGACACCCGAGGGGUGUUAUAAUCUGAUUCCCAUCAUCGAAUGGGUCAAGCGGUGCAUCAUGUCUAUUUUUGUCGUGUUCUUUGCGGCGUUUUUACCGUUGUUCUUGCAGGAGCUGACGGAACGUGGGUUUUGGCGCAGUCUGACACGUAUGGCACGGCAUUUCAUGUCACUGUCUCCCUUGUUUGAAAUUUUCGUGACUCAAAUCUACACGCAUUCGGUGCUGGAAAACUUGAUCUAUGGUGGAGCGCAAUACAUUGGUACGGGCCGUGGUUUUGCGACGUCGCGGCUGUCUUUUGCCCUUUUGUAUUCACGCUUUACAGGGCCUAGUAUCUAUGUAGGGGCAAGAAACCUGAUUAUUAUGCUGUUUGCUUCUCUGGCCUACUGGUUGCCUCAUUUGAUCUAUUUCUGGUUGACGGUCGUGGCUCUCAUUGUCUCCCCUUUUGUGUUUAAUCCCAACCAGUUUAGUCGUCUCGACUUUUUGAUUGAUUACAAAGAGUUUAUUCGCUGGCUGUCCCGGGGCAAUUCGAAACCCCAUGCUCAUUCGUGGAUCAGCCAUACGCGAGCAGGACGAGCGCGUAUCACGGGUUACAAACGCUAUGCCAAGGCAGGUACAGGUGCUGCCGCUACGACAGUGCGUGGAGACACGCCUCGUGCCAGCCACGCCGCUAUUUUUGUGUCUGAAAUUCUAUUUCCCCUUUUUUAUGCGAUGCUAUGUACGAUUCCUUAUAUUUUUGUCAAGAGUUUUGAUACAGAAGAGGGCGCGACGACGCAGCAGCAGCAGCAGGGUAGGACAGCAACAACGGGCGCACAACCUAGCCCUCUGAUUCGCAUUGGCGUUCUCUCUUUUGCUCCUCUUUUGCUGAAUGCGCUGGGUUUAUUGAUGUUUUUUGGUGUGUCGAUCGGGGUGGGUUCCAUUGUGAGUCUCUGGUCCAGCAAGUUUGGCAGUGUCAUUGCGGCGACGACGCAUGCGUGGUCCGUCAUGGGUCUGAUGGUCAUUUUUGAAGUGCUGUUCGUUUUGGAAAACUGGAAGUUGACGCAUGUCGUGUUGGCGAUGGUAGCGAUGGUGUCCAUUCAACGUUUUGUAUUGAGAGUUUUGACCAUUCUUUGCUUGACAAGAGAAUUAAAGCAAGACGAAGCCAACCGAGCCUGGUGGACUGGCAAGUGGUAUGGACGUGGGCUUGGAUGGCACGUCAUUACACAACCGGGUCGAGAAUUUGUCUGUAAAAUGAUUGAAAUGUCUGAAUUUUCCACUGAUUUUAUUCUUGGACAUAUUAUCUUGUUUUUCCUGUCUGUGUUUCUCCUUGUACCUUACAUAGAUACUUUACAUUCACUGAUGCUGUUCUGGCUGCGACCUUCGAAACAAUUUCAUGCUCCUAUUUGGACGGCCUCACAAAAGAGAAAACGGAUGCGCGUGGCGAUUUGUUACGGCAUUUUAUUUUAUAGUUUAUUCCUCAUUUUUGCGUGUCUCGUGAUAGGACCGCUCAUGGUGGGGCAACCCAUCUUGUCCAAAAUGAUACCUAAAAGUUUAAGAACUGCAAUAUAAACAGAGAGAGAUAUAUAUAUAUAUAUUAUGUAUUAAAAAGGGGGGGGGAUCCAAUAGGAUUGCAUUCCUCUACACGCGAAAAAAAAAAAUAAAAUUUUUUGAUCUGGUUCUAGGUCCUACUCGUUUGGCGACGUGACAGAACUUGGCGGGCCAAAUAAAAAAGAAAAAAACAAUUUUUUUUUCCCACUGAAACUUUU
Mycotypha africana is the source of this 6389-nucleotide messenger RNA. RefSeq names its product 1,3-beta-glucan synthase component-domain-containing protein. The transcript has 6 exons. The record is from RefSeq and is a predicted model, not a curated record. NCBI's taxonomy places the organism in Eukaryota, Fungi, Mucoromycota, Mucoromycetes, Mucorales, Mycotyphaceae. Bases 190 to 6192 code for a protein of 2000 amino acids. Gene Ontology annotation, molecular function: 1,3-beta-D-glucan synthase activity. Gene Ontology annotation, biological process: (1->3)-beta-D-glucan biosynthetic process; fungal-type cell wall polysaccharide biosynthetic process. Gene Ontology annotation, cellular component: 1,3-beta-D-glucan synthase complex; plasma membrane.